CUUACCUACGACAUCGCAAAGUUCAGAAAGUGAACAUUUGGACGGAAAAAUUGGGUUUUAAUACUCAAAGCCACACCAACAAACCACCUCAGCGACUUCCAUUUUCAUUUUUUUAAAACACCCACAACUCGUUACUCAAUAUUGACACAUUUGCACUGCCUUGAGAGAGAAUUUUUUAUCUUACAUCGGAUUUUGUCAACAUGGAUUUUUAAAAUGGUCAGAAAACGAAAGAUAAUUGUGCUUUAUAAGCGCUUUUCACGCAUUACCAAUGGAGAAACGUUCGAAAGUGCAGGCUAGUAAAAGCCUGACACAUGUAAAAAAGGUUCAAGAAUACGGUCCCCGAUUUAAAAAUGGACAACGCAAUGAUCACCGAAGAGAGGCCAACGUUUGCAAAGCAACAGGUACGGUUCCCAAAACCAAAGCUGUUGUUCAUUCUCGUCAACGGAAUGUAGUUCAACGAAAAUUGGUUGAAUAUGACGAGACCCAAGAACUGGAAGAUCAGGAGCUCUACUCCGUUUACGAACAGGGUAGCAAGAAGCAAAAUCUAAAUCACCUCCUCAACUUCCAUUACUCUCCCCGAGAGCCACCAACUAACUCCUACAACUCAUGGUCGUACCACAAAAACAGCAAAACUCCAUCGCACUAUCCGAAAUACGACAAAAAUCAAUUCCUCAAAGCGAAUUGUCAGUUCGUCGUCAAGUCGCACGACGACUACAAGGCAUUUUUGUAUGCGCCCGAUAUUUUGCCACUCUGGAACCUCAUUGAGCAAAUCAACAUGAUGAUGUACGAGAAUCCGCAAUGCCCGAUUUGCUUGUAUCCGCCAACUGCAUGCAAAAUUACCAAGUGCGGACACUACUUUUGCUAUUCGUGCGUCUUGCAUUACCUGGCAUUGGGUGAAAAGACAUGGCGCAAGUGUCCCAUUUGCAAUGAUGCCGUUACAGCUGACGAUUUGAAGAGUUUAUUGAUCAAACCCAUAACGUAUCACAACAUUUCGGACGAAAUUCACUUUGAUUUAGUGAAAAAGGAGACUGGCAGUUCGUUCGUCAUCAAGUCCGACGCUGAUAUUGACGAAAAUGUUAUUCCGGAUUUGGCGAAUAAUGACGUCAUUUACUCAAAAGCUGUUGUGGCGAGUGCUGCAGAUAUACUGCAAAUUAUUGAACGAGAGAAGCACGAAUUGACAUUUGAGCUGCAGACGACCGAUGAGGAAGUUGUUUUUAUUGAACAAGCUCUGGAAUCACUCAAAGAACGAGAACGUAAAAUAACAGAGUUGGCUGAAAAGGAGGAAACUCCACCAUCUACUCCUUCAGAAAAGGAAAAAUCCGUUUCUGAUGACACUGCGGACAAAACUGAAAGUCAAUUUAAAUAUUUCUAUCAAUUACGUGACGGUCAAAAUUUAUUUUUGCAUCCAAUUAACGUGAAAAUGUUGGAAACUCUCUUUGGCAACAUCAAAGACUGCCCCAGCCAUAUCAGUGGUACUGUCGUGCAAAAAGAAUACAAAACCAUCGACGAGGGAGCUUGGAAACGCUACAAAUAUCUCCAACACUUGCCGUUGUCGUCGAACAUUGAGAUUUGCGAAAUUCAAUUUACGGAGCCCGUUGUUCCGGAAGAGGUUCUUGACAUAUUUAGAGACGACAUUAAACAUCGCGAGGCUCGUCGCAAGAAAAAGGAACAUCAAGAAAACGUUCGUUUCCGUAAAAUUAACGAGCUGAACGAGAAAAUGAUGGGAUUCAAGUUUGAAGAGACUAAAGCUGACAUCAAUAUUGAGUCGAUGGAGCAAUUUCCGGACGCAAUUGUGGCUGGAAAUGAAGAAGAUGUCAAGAAAAAGGGUCCUUCAACGUCAUUUGCUAAGGUCCUUUCAUCUCCAAAGAAAAAGACAAUUUGGCCAGAUUUGUCGUCAGUUCCAAGUACAAGUAGCUCCACUAUUGUCAACCAAGACGAUGAAGCUGUCAAUCCGGCCAAUGACAUUGACUUUGGAAAUGCUAUAUUUGAGGCUAUUGAGCGCGGAGGCACUUCCUAUGCUCAGCCAAAAGCGAAGGGAAAAGAGAAAAAGGGAAAAAAUAAGAAGGGAACUGUUCUCUUCGCUACUGGAUUAAAAUUUUAACAUGAAUUACAUGUAACGAUACAUAAAAUUAUUAUAUGAAAGAAAAAUUAAUUAUGUUGAACUUCAAAAUAAAGUUCAGUUUGA
This is a messenger RNA of Culicoides brevitarsis, 2185 nucleotides long. RefSeq names its product E3 ubiquitin-protein ligase RNF10. The record is from RefSeq and is a predicted model, not a curated record. Gene Ontology annotation, biological process: positive regulation of transcription by RNA polymerase II. Gene Ontology annotation, molecular function: metal ion binding; transcription cis-regulatory region binding. The coding region runs from base 269 to 2101 and encodes 610 amino acids. The transcript is spliced from 6 exons. NCBI's taxonomy places the organism in Eukaryota, Metazoa, Arthropoda, Insecta, Diptera, Ceratopogonidae.